ACGAAGAAGUGACGGCAUGUAUUCUCAAAAUGGCUACAAAUAGAUACAGAGAUCGGCGAUGUAGGAUUCAUAAAUACUGCAAUGAGCUGCAGGCGAACGGGAUUGAUCCUGUGACCCAGCCAUACAGAAAUUGGGCUGGGUCUAGUGACGAUUGGCGGUGGUUAUGUGAGCAUUUUGAAAGUGAGGUAUUUCAGCGACGAUCGGAGGCGAAUAAGGUGAAUAGGAGUAAGAUUGAUUCUAUUCACACGCAAGGAAGUGCCUCUUUUGCACAGGAAAUGAAGAGGAUGAGACUAUCCGGAGUCGACGCCUAUGCUAAAUUCUAUCAAAACAAGAGUGGUGAGUUCGUGAUCGAGGAGGCGAGGCAGCGUCAUGAAAAAAUGUUAGAAUUGAGAGAGCAGGCGACGAGAGAGGUGGGAUCUGACGGUGAUACUGGAUCGCAGCAGGUUUGUUUGAUGACAGAUGAUAUGAUUUUGGAUACCAUCCUCGGACGGCAGCUAGGAUCUGGUCAUAGCAUGCGGUCCAAAAAAUCAUGCAGUUCGUCAUCCGAUCGGUCUGAUGAUGCAUCGGUGUCAGAGGCAGUUAGGACAUCCAUGAGCAUGAUGCAAGAUCAGAUUAGUUACCGAAUGAAUCGUAGUCAGACGCUCGAGAGGAUAGUAGCUGCGGUGGCGGGACGGCUCGGUAUUGAUGCUUCUGAGUUAGCACCUCUACAGUCACAUGAUGCCGCCUCUGCACCACCAUCGCGACACAUAUCGGGUCAGGGAUCGACACCUGGAGAAGGGAACGAGGCCAACGAGUCAGAUCAUACCUAGUUUGUAGUUAUUUUAAAUUUAAAAUGGUGUAUGGACUUAUAUUUUUGUAUAUGACAAAGAUGGUUAUGAAACUUUUUGAUACUU
Elaeis guineensis (African oil palm) is the source of this 893-nucleotide messenger RNA. The record is from RefSeq and is a predicted model, not a curated record. Lineage: Eukaryota; Viridiplantae; Streptophyta; Magnoliopsida; Arecales; Arecaceae.